AUGGAGGCGGAACUUCAAGCACAGAUCCCCGGUCUUGACCGCGUGGUAUCAGAGUACUCCGUGGGGUAUCUGACCCAUGCCUCCAAGGCCUAUGUGGAAGAUGCCAACGCUCCGUCGCCACUGGCCGAAGCGGCCGACAUGGUCACCGAGCUCCUUGUCUCCGCAUCGGGCGACUUCACCCCCGAGAAUGAAAAGGCCAUCCGCAACUUGGUUGAGAAAUUCAUUUCCUCGCUGAGUGCUGCUGACGGUGUGGACGCCGAGCGUCGCCAGAUGCCCUUUGCCGCCAAGAAGCUCGACCAGGCCAUCAAUGUCGGCUCUCAACGGAAUAUGUCCUCUACUCUGGGUCUUGCCGGAGGUAACGUCGAUCUGGAGUCGGCUAACGCCAGAAAGGUGGAGUCUAAGGUAGACCGCAAGAAGCUCGAGAAGGCGGAACGCAAGAUUCGUGCCAAGCAGGAGAAGAAACAGAUGAAGACAGUGCAAUACGAAUCAUCCCGUCUUCUCAACCAGCCCGAUAGUACUAUGUCUUACGAAGAGUUCUUCAUGGCGGUUAACCCUCUGCAGCUGGGUUCGGACUCCCAGUCCAAGAGCAAGGACAUCAAGGUGGACAGCAUCGACAUCUCCGUCAGUGGUCACCGUAUCUUGACAGACGCCUCCCUUACCCUGGCGUAUGGUCGUCGCUACGGUCUCGUCGGUCAGAACGGUAUCGGAAAGUCUACGAUGUUGCGUGCACUCAGUCGCAGAGAAGUGGCUAUUCCCAGCCACAUCUCCAUUCUUCACGUCGAGCAGGAAAUCACAGGAGACGACACCCCCGCCCUCCAGGCUGUCCUCGACGCCGACGUAUGGCGCAAGCGUCUCCUUGCCGACUUGGACAAGAUCACCAAGCAGCUGGCGGACAUUGAAGCAGAGAGAUCCUCCAUGGCAGACACCUCAAAGGAUGCCGCUCGCCUGGACCACGAGCGCGAGGGUCUCGACAUCACACUAAACGACAUCCACUCCAAACUCGCAGAGAUGGAAUCAGACAAGGCAGAGUCCCGCGCAGCCAGUAUUCUGGCUGGUCUCGGUUUCUCACCCGAGAGACAACAGUUCGCGACGAAGACCUUCUCCGGAGGUUGGCGUAUGAGAUUGGCUCUUGCCCGAGCCCUGUUCUGCGAACCCGAUCUCCUCCUGCUGGACGAACCGUCCAACAUGUUGGACGUGCCGUCCAUUACUUUCCUCUCCAACUACCUCCAGACAUACCCCAGUACCAUCCUGGUCGUUUCUCACGAUCGAGCAUUCCUCAACGAAGUCGCCACCGACAUCAUCCACCAGCACUCCGAGCGUCUCGACUACUACAAGGGCGCCAACUUCGACUCUUUCUACGCCACCAAGGAAGAGCGCAAGAAGAACGCCAAGCGCGAAUACGAAAAACAGAUGGCCGAGCGCGCCCAUCUGCAAGCCUUCAUCGACAAGUUCCGCUACAACGCCGCCAAGUCCUCCGAAGCCCAGUCCCGUAUCAAGAAGCUGGAGAGGAUGCCUGUCCUGGAAGCCCCCGAGAGCGAUUACGUCGUGCACUUCAAGUUCCCCGAAGUGGAGAAGCUCUCUCCCCCCAUCGUCCAAAUGUCCGACAUCGCCUUCGGAUAUACCCCCGACCGACCCCUUCUCCGCAACGUGGAUACUCGACGUGCAACUCGAUUCACGUAUCGGUAUCGUUGGACCCAACGGUGCCGGUAAGACCACUGUCCUGAAGCUCCUCACCGGCCAACUCCAACCGACAAAGGGUCUUCUCUCGCAACACGCCAGACUUCGCAUCGGAUUCUUCGCCCAACAUCACGUCGAUGCACUGGACCUGACCACCAGCGCCGUCAGCUUCAUGGCCAAGGCUUACCCCGGAAAGACAGACGAAGAAUACCGCAGACACCUCGGAGCCUUCGGUAUCACAGGUAUGACGGGUCUCCAGCGCAUGGAGCUCUUGUCCGGAGGUCAGAAGUCCCGUGUUGCGUUUGCAUGCUUGUCGUUGACGAACCCGCACAUCCUGGUUCUGGACGAACCGUCCAACCAUCUGGAUAUUGAGGGUAUGGAUGCACUGUCGGAGGCGCUGCAGAACUUCGAGGGUGGUGUGGUUAUGGUCUCUCACGAUGUCACGAUGCUGCAGAAUGUGUGCACCAGUCUCUGGGUUUGUGAUCAGGGUACGGUGCAUAAGUUCGAUGGCACGGUCAAUGCUUAUAAGAAGUUGAUUACCGCUCAGGCUAAUGAGGCGGGUGUUGUUGCUGCUCAUUGA
Aspergillus niger is the source of this 2257-nucleotide messenger RNA. RefSeq lists its product as uncharacterized. The annotation marks the transcript as partial. The record is from RefSeq and is a predicted model, not a curated record. The transcript has a single exon. Gene Ontology annotation, molecular function: ATP binding; ATP hydrolysis activity. NCBI's taxonomy places the organism in Eukaryota, Fungi, Ascomycota, Eurotiomycetes, Eurotiales, Aspergillaceae.